Pichia membranifaciens NRRL Y-2026 is the source of this 1707-nucleotide messenger RNA. RefSeq lists its product as hypothetical. NCBI's taxonomy places the organism in Eukaryota, Fungi, Ascomycota, Pichiomycetes, Pichiales, Pichiaceae. The record is from RefSeq and is a predicted model, not a curated record. The transcript has a single exon. Bases 1 to 1707 code for a protein of 568 amino acids.
AUGGUCUCAAAUGCAAGGUCUUCGAAAAACAAGGCCAAAUCGUCCUCGACGGUGUCGACAUAUGCCGACCCACUAAUGACGCUACUUCACUCCUCGGAUUUGAACAGAGACAAGCAGCUGUCGGAAACACUAUAUGAGUACAUAGACGACAUAACAGACAUGGAGUUGAAGAAGUGGUGCAUUGACUCAUUGACGGUGCUUCGAAAUUUGGAAAAAAUCGAGACGCAGUUAGAUCAAUGGGAGUUUCACACUUUGGACUUCACGCUCGAGGUAAAUAGUCAAUUGCAUAAAACAUCUUCGUCCUCUUCUUAUUCGACUUCUUCAGCAGCGGGUAGCGAGAAGAGCGACUCAAUUCGCCGGAAGCUGGCAAGAAGGGUAUUAGAUAAGUCGGUAAAACUAAGGGAUUUGCUCUCGCAGCAGAAGGAAGGAAUAGAUUCGAGCAUUUUCAGAGCAAGGCAUCUGUCUUCCACCAGUCCUGCAAAAGUCAUCACAGAUGCCGGAACGAUAUUAAUAGAAUUGACAAUGCGUAUAGUCAAGCUGGGUAAGCAUCUCGAUGAACAGGUCACGGUGGGUUAUUCCAGGGCCAAACUGACAAUCAUAGGAUCCGAAUUGAAGAAGCUGGUCACCUCGGAUCCGUACAUCAUAGACAAAGACGUGGUCCAGAACUACACAACGUUUGUCAACAAUUUGUUGAACCAGUUGAACAUGGCUGUUGCACACAACGACACAGUGGUGUUAUGGGAGUCUGUUGCUAUCAUAGGAGAUGUCGAGAAAAUGUUUGAAAGUAUGAAGCAGAACACCUCUAUGGCUGCGAGCAAGGAAAAGAAGCCCCAGGGCGGAGAAACUCGCUCCGACAGGCGGCAGGAACAAGAAGCGGAGCACAAAGGUGAUGGUGAUGGUGACGGGGAUGGUUAUGGUUCCAGAUCUCCCUCAUUGCACGAUUUUUCUCCUGAAAUGGUAGAGAUAGAUUCUUCCCCGAUUGUGGAAAACAGCGGCUUGAGCAACGACUCUGGCCUCAACACUGAUACGACGUUGGUCAACUCAGAGUGGGGCAUCUACGGCGAUGCGAAGAAAGAAGUCACAGUAGCACACAUCAGUGCCAAAGAGAUAUUUCACGACGAUAAUGAUUUGAUCCGCACGAAAAUAACAGAACACAUACCGGAGCUGAUUCAAGCGUUCAACAGGCAGGCUCCAGCGAGGGCCAAGCCGGAAGCAAGGAAGGAAACCAGUGCCAGCAAGGCCGACACCACAAGCACAGAUACCAAAGAAGACUGGAAACCUCAGGAAAGCCAGCACGGGCCAGCAGAACCAGAGGAGCAGGAGCAAGAGCAGCCGAAAGAAGAAGGAUCGUACUUCUCGUCGUACUUCAAACCCUCGAUCUUGAACGCGUUCUACCAGCCGCAGCUGAAGGAGCCGAUCUACGUGAACAAAGAGAACCUCCCCGGGGGCCGGGCCAAGGAGACCGUCGUAGAGAACGGCAACCUGCUCACAAACGCCACUGUUGCGGUGCGGCUUGACCAGAUGUCCUUCGACGACCGCAGCAAGAACGAGCUUCUGGAGCGGGAGCGGGGGAUACGCAGGCAGGAGGCCGUGCUGGACUCGCAGCUGAGCGCCCCACGUCCGACGUCUUCGUCGUUGCUGAACCAGCUGUCGUCCUCGGUGCUCGCCAAGUCCACCUGGCCGGCCCACCCGCCGGGGGCGGCCUGA